Glycine soja is the source of this 839-nucleotide messenger RNA. RefSeq lists its product as uncharacterized. The record is from RefSeq and is a predicted model, not a curated record. The coding region runs from base 132 to 530 and encodes 132 amino acids. The transcript is spliced from 2 exons. NCBI's taxonomy places the organism in Eukaryota, Viridiplantae, Streptophyta, Magnoliopsida, Fabales, Fabaceae.
UGGUCUUGGAGCUUGUCAUGCCACUCUCUUUUGAACUUUUCACCCAACUCUUUUUCUCCUGCAAAACUUGAAUUACCUUCCGCCAAACCUUGUUUUUCAAGUCUCUAGAGGUAACAUACUUUGGGAAAACCAUGAAUGGCGGAAAUGGAACCACUCCAACAAUGGUGUCACCACCUUCACCACAUAGCUCAUGUGGGUCCACUGAGCCCAACCAAGAGGACAACAAUAACAACAACAAUGAAGACGAAAAUAACAACAAAAACAACGGCGGCGAUGACAACAACCACAACAACAAUCACAACAACAACAUCAUCAUCAUCAUCAACAACAACAACAACAACAACAACAAUAACAACAAUGGCGACAACAACAACAACAACAAUGGCGACAACAACAACAGCCACCACCACCCUGAAGCUCCUUCCUUGGUGCUAGUAGGGUGCCCUCAGUGUCUUAUGUAUCUGAUGAUCUCUGAGGAUAACCUUAUGUGCCCAACAUGCAAAAGCAUUAAUUUGAUUCAUUUUACCUAAACAUAAGGAGGGGGCAAAGUGCUAGACUAGCUUUUUAAUUAUUCUGCAUUCUAUGUUGCAAGUAAGACAUGUUAGCAUUUCACCAAGGAAUUUUCUUUUUAGGAUCUUUCUUUAAUAUUACCUUUUAUUUUAUCUUUUUUAAACCUUUUUUAUGAGUAGUGCUACAUGUGCUCCACUUUUUACCUUGAAUUUCUCUACUUAUAUUAUGUCAGUCAGUUUCCUUGGUUAGUGUGAAUCAUGAAAAAGAUAACGUGAACUCGAUUACACAAUGAGAGUGAAUUGCAAAGUAUUUUGAUUAAUUAUCUAUCA